GGAUUUUCAUCGUUUCGAUAAAAGAAUAUGUAAUCAACGGGAUAUCUCUUUAGUUACGGAUUGGAUAGAUUUUUGAUGGCUCUCAUCACACAAAGUGGAUGAUAAGAAAAAACAAGCAUGACUAACAACACCCAAAGAUUGACGUUCUCCCGCACCUAAUUACCAAAUUGCUCCUUCAAUUAAAAUGUCGGUUAUUGCAUUCAAAGAGAUCUUCAAUUCAUCACCCGGUGGAAGUGAAAAACCCUACAGUUUCACGGCCUUCCUAAUUCACGGCUUAUUGGGUUGCGGAGAUGACUUUGCAGAUUUCGCCACCUCCCUCGUUACGUCUCUCUCUACUGAUUGGAGGAUGGUUCUUGUGGAUUUGAGGUGUCAUGGAAACUCAACCGAUCGAGAAGGUUUAACCCCACCUAACGACACUGCAAAUGCCGCUAGAGAUUUGGCAAAUCUCGUGAAAUCUCUUGAUUGGGAUUGGCCAGAUGUUGUUAUCGGGCAUUCUUUAGGUGGUAAGGUGGCAUUGCAAUAUGCUUUAAGUUGUGCUAAUGGUGAUUAUGGUGAUUCAGCACAACUACCUAAACAGGUGUGGGUAAUAGAUGUUGGACCUGGAAAAGCCGAAGAUAAAAGUCAAUAUCAAGAACUGGUGAACGCGUUGCAAAAGUUGCAUACACUUCCGUCGCUUUUCCCAUCACAAGAGUGGCUGUUGAAUCAGAUGAUUGAUCUUGGGUUUCCAGAGUUCCUAUCAGUGUGGAUAAGUAACAGUCUCAAGAAAUCAGGAGAAUACAUGACAUUUUCAUUCGACAUCGAUGGUGCUAUACAGCUGUUCGAAUCCGCCGUAGAAAGUGAUUAUUGGUCAUUGCUUGAGGAACCUCCGAGGGGAAUGGAGAUAGCUAUAGUGCGUACUGAAAGCCAAGUCUCUUGGACUCGGGAUGUGGUAGAGAGGCUCGAGAGUCUUGCUAACCGGGAAAGUGAUGAAUCAAGAGGGAAAGUCUCGGUGUAUGUUGUUUCGGAUUCCGGACACUGGAUUUACAGGGAUCAACCAGAGAGGCUGUUGGAGAUUAUGACCCCAAGAAUGGCUUCUUUGGUUCGUUUCAAGUUGUAACUUGUACGAGCCUUUUUAGAUCAAUAUGUAGAAGCAUGUCAUAUGUUGAGUUGAUCAUUCACAGUUUGACACGGCUGUGAUAACUAUCACCAUAAGUACUUGAUUUGUUUAAUAUGUACACAUAUAAAAAUACAAGUAUUUUGUUUAAAUAUAUGAUUACAAAUGAAAUAUGAAAAAUAUACUAAGCAGAAACAAAUAAAAAUAAUAAUUCCCGAACCGAUCAAGAAUGGAGCCCCCUUUGACCCACAUGUAACUUUUGGCAAGAUUUUCUCUUUAUAUAAACUAGUAAAAAAAACGCGUG
Lactuca saligna is the source of this 1397-nucleotide messenger RNA. Lineage: Eukaryota; Viridiplantae; Streptophyta; Magnoliopsida; Asterales; Asteraceae. The record is from the annotation of a GenBank genome assembly.